Molecule: messenger RNA, 2427 nt
Organism: Juglans regia (Persian walnut)
Lineage: Eukaryota; Viridiplantae; Streptophyta; Magnoliopsida; Fagales; Juglandaceae
Exons: 12
Coding region: 326-2170 (614 amino acids)
Source: RefSeq, a predicted model, not a curated record
UGACAAAAGCUUAAAGAUUUAUAGCGAUUGACCCUUCAAAGAGAAGGCUUUCGCUGGUCAAAAGCUUGCACCUUUUUGUUUUCUUGGCCGGAUUUUUGUGCCAUCGUUUCAGCUCUGCUAUAUGUUCAGACUCUGGUAGCAGCAAAAUGAUCGUUUUGUGGGUACUUAAAGCUCUGCGUUGCUGAAAGCCAAUACGAGAAUUGGAAGCUGAGUGUAAUUGGAGGUCGCUAAAAACCGUCAUUUGGUCUUUUGGAUAAGUGGGCCGCGGUUUUCUCUCAUUCAUUCCAUCUGGGCAUUUGCUUAUUUUGUUCUGGAGUGUAAUGAGAUGGGGUUUGAGGAGAGUAGAGAUAUUAAACUGCUUGGACUGAGAAUGAGCCCAAAGCACAGGCGUUCAAAGAGCUUUCCUGAUAAGAGAAGAGUGGAGGAAGAUGGCAUCGAUAGUUCCUUUAAGGCCUCUGAACGUAUAAAGCUGGAUAUCGGGCACUUAAAAAAUAUUAAAACCAAGAAGAAACAAUCUGCCAAGGCUGAAGUUCAUAAUUCUUUGAGGCAAGAGAUUCUGCAACUUGAGAAGGGAUUAAAGAACCAAUUUGAGGUCCGCAGUGCUUUAGAAAAGUCAUUGGGUUAUAGGUCUUCCUCUCAUGAGAAGACAACUGAAAUCUUAAUGCCCAAGCCAGCCACAGAGUUAAUAAAGGAAAUUGCAGUUUUAGAGUUGGAAGUCGUGUAUUUGGAGCAAUAUCUUCUUUCCUUGUACCGGAAAGCAUUUGAUCAACAGAUAUCCUCUGUACCUCCAUCUUCCACGGAUGAAAGAUUAAAAUCAUCUAUAAAUACAUCAAGAGGGAGGAUUCCCCAAGCUUCCAGGCCUGAUAUUACAUCAAAGAGGGAAAGUUCAGCAGUACAAUCUGCUUGUGAAUCACUUGACAAUCCUGGCAAGGAAUCCCGUGGAAUUGGUCGAGAAGAGAAGCUAUUAUAUUCUGAUGUUCAUCGCUGUCACUCCUCAUUAUCCCAAUUUUCAGCGUUUUCAACUAGAACUUCACCUCCAGCAGAGGCAUUACGUGCAUGCCAUUCCCAACCUUUGUCCAUUAUGGAGUAUGCUGAGAAUACUUCAUCAAAUAUAGUCAGUCUGGCAGAGCAUCUUGGUACCCGCAUCUCUGAUCAUGUUCCAGAGACACCUAACAAGCUUUCUGAGGACAUGAUUAAGUGUAUGUCAGCCUUGUAUUGCAAGCUGGCAGAUCCACCAUUGACUCAUAAUGGCCUCUCAUCUCCCAAUUCAUCUAUGUCAUCAACGAGUGCAUUUUCUCCACGAGAUCAGUGUGAGAUGUGGAGUCCUGGUUUCAGGAAUAACUCAUCAUUUGAUGUACGGUUAGAUAAUCCUUUCCAUGUGGAAGGACUCAAGGAGUUCAGUGGACCAUACAGCACAAUGGUUGAAGUACCCUGGAUAUACAGAGAUGGUCAAAAACUGGGUGAUACUGAACACCUGAUACAGAAUUUCAGGUCACUUAUCUGCCGCUUAGAAGUAGUAGAUCCUAGGAAGUUGAAACAUGAAGAGAAGCUAGCCUUCUGGAUUAACAUACACAAUGCUUUGGUGAUGCAUGCGUACUUGGCUUAUGGGAUUCCACAGAACAAUGUCAAGAGAGUUUUUCUACUCUUAAAGGCUGCAUACAACGUUGGGGGUCACAUCAUCAGUCCAGACACCAUACAGAGUUCUAUUCUAGGUUGCCGAAUGUCUCGUCCUGGACAGUGGCUUCGCAUGUUACUUUCUUCAAGAUCGAAAUUCAAAUCUGGAGAUGAACGCCAAGCAUAUUCAAUUGAGCAUCCAGAGCCUCUUUUACACUUUGCUCUCUGUUCGGGAAGCCAUUCUGAUCCUGCGGUUCGUGUGUACAUGCCCAAGAGAGUUGUUCAAGAACUGGAAGCUGCAAAAGAAGAGUACAUUCGAGCUACCUUUGGUGUAAGCAAGAAUCAUAAAAUCCUUUUACCAAAGAUGGUUGAGUCAUUUGUGAAGGACUCUGGUUUGUGUCCAGCUGGAGUGAUAGAGAUGAUCCAACAGUCGUUACCCGCAUCUUUGAGGAGGAGUGUCAAGAAAUGUAAGAUAGGGAAAUCUCGCAAGAGCAUCGAGUGGGUUCCUCACAACUUCACCUUUCGGUAUUUGAUUUCUAAAGACCUGAUUAAGUGAUUUUGCUUGCAUUGCCUGCUGCUUAAUACUUGGGGUAGAAUGCAAUGUUCAUAAGACUGUAAACUAGGAGAAAUUACCAUUAUCUUUGUACAAAGUAGAAUGUGAAGCUGGAAAAGGGAGGAUACAAGUUUGAUCUAUGGCUUUGGUUAUUCGCAUUAUGUGAUCUCCAUCUGGCCAUGUUAUCCUACAUUGCUGUAGUUUUGUGAAAGAAGGGAGAUUUUGCAUUAAGAAAUGUAAAUAAUCUGUUUCAGGGUGCA